AUGGCGAUCUUUCUGAGACGCGGAUUCUCGCUCCGAAACGCGCUUCUCCGGCGAAUCCCGGCCCUCUGCGGCACCGUGGCGCCGCCGCAGAGGAUUACUCUCUCUACUCCUCCUCCUGCAGCUCUUGAAUUUGUGAGAGAAAGUCGCAGAGGCUUCGCCAAAGGCCGUAACAAGUCAAGUACCAAGUCAAGGAUUGUAGAAGAUGAAGAUUCUGAAAGCACAGUGGAGGUUUUGCCGGAUAUGGGGCCCACCAUCAAGGCCAAUGCGACCACUCAUAUGGAGGCUGCGAUUACAGCGUUGUUGGGAGAACUGAGCAAGCUACGGACAGGGAGAGCAUCUCCGGGAAUGCUGGACCACAUUAUUGUGGAAGCCAGUGGGUUGAAGCUGCCGUUGAGUCAGAUAGCGGUUGUUUCAGUCAUGGAUUCGAAGACGUUGUCCAUCAAUCCGUUUGAUCCAAAUGCCUUGAAGAAUAUAGAGACUGCCAUUAUUGAAUGUCCCUUGGGUUUAAAUCCUAAAACCGAUGGGGAUCGAUUAAUUGCAGCUAUUCCUCCAUUGACCAAAGAGCAUGUUCAGGCUAUCGGUAAAGUGGUUAACAAAUCUUGUGAAGAUGGCAGACUAAGCAUUAGAAGAGGUCGCCAAAAGGCAAUGGAUGCAAUUAAAAAGUUAUAUUCAAUCUACCCUAAGGAUGACUUAAAAAGAUUGGAGAAAGAGGUUGAGGAGCUAACUAAAAAGUAUAUCAAGAAAGCAGAGGACUUGUGCAAAGCAAAGGAGAAGGAGAUUGCUGCUGGAGGUUAAAAUGUGGCGGUUUUCCUAUGUGUCUUGAUUGCUGGAAGACUCCUUUUUGAAGGUGCUACACCUGGAAUUGUUUUUACAGAAGAGUCCCUUAGUUAGUUUCAUCAUUAUUUGUUAUAACCUAGUUAUUCCCUCCAAAGAUACAUGCAAUGUCGAAGUUUCAAUCGUAUAAUAAAGCAAGCUCUUUUGAAGGACGAUA
Fragaria vesca subsp. vesca is the source of this 991-nucleotide messenger RNA. Its product is annotated as ribosome-recycling factor-like. Gene Ontology annotation, molecular function: ribosomal large subunit binding. Gene Ontology annotation, biological process: translation. The transcript has 8 exons. NCBI's taxonomy places the organism in Eukaryota, Viridiplantae, Streptophyta, Magnoliopsida, Rosales, Rosaceae. The record is from RefSeq and is a predicted model, not a curated record. Gene Ontology annotation, cellular component: mitochondrion. Bases 1 to 795 code for a protein of 264 amino acids.